AUGAUCCACUCUUGCUGUCCCCCUUGCUGUCAGCUUACUUGCUGUAAGACCACCUGCUGUCGGCCCACCAGUUGUGGGUCCAGCUAUUGUGGGUCCAGUUGUUGCCAGCCUUGCUGCUGCCAAAGCUGCUAUGGGGCCACCUGUUGCAGACCCAGCUGCUGUGGCAGCCCUUGCCAUGGGUCCAGCUGCUGUGCACAAACCUGUGGCGAGUCCUGUGGCUGCCAGCCUUGCUGCCACCCAACCUGCUGUGGGACCACCUGUUGCUGGCCCAGCUGCUGCCACCACCCUUGCUGUGUGUCCAGCUGCUGCCAGCCUUGCCCACCAGAGACCUCUUUCUUCGACCACUUAGCCAAAACUUCUGUUCCUGUUGGGCGGCAGCAAGGCUGGCAGCAGCAGCUGGACCCACCACAGCUGGACCCACAGCAGGUGGGCUGGCAACAAGGGGAGCAGCACAUGGCGUCAGGGAUCAAAGGUGAGUUUCUGCUCAAAGGGGAGUUUGUGUUCAGAGUUUCCCCUCCUCCUUCUCCCCCACUCCCUUCAAAUUAUAACCCCACACUCAUCCCCAAAGCUCACCAAUGGUUCUGUUGA
Phyllostomus hastatus (greater spear-nosed bat) is the source of this 588-nucleotide messenger RNA. Its product is annotated as keratin-associated protein 9-1-like. The transcript has 4 exons. Gene Ontology annotation, cellular component: keratin filament. The coding region runs from base 1 to 588 and encodes 195 amino acids. The record is from RefSeq and is a predicted model, not a curated record. NCBI's taxonomy places the organism in Eukaryota, Metazoa, Chordata, Mammalia, Chiroptera, Phyllostomidae.